Molecule: messenger RNA, 2552 nt
Organism: Truncatella angustata
Lineage: Eukaryota; Fungi; Ascomycota; Sordariomycetes; Amphisphaeriales; Sporocadaceae
Exons: 4
Coding region: 141-2390 (749 amino acids)
Source: RefSeq, a predicted model, not a curated record
CCUCCAAGUCUCUAUUUGUAUGCCUCAAGUUUGUGUCAAACGCAAAACACAAGAGACAGGUACCCCGGGUGUUCUUUGGGUACAGCUCACGUCAAAACCAAGCAGCGCAGAGACACAAAUUCCCACGCACAGUCAUAACAAUGGAAGAAUCCGCAAUGAAAUCAGAGGCAAACAAAGAGUCUUGCAGAGCUCAAGUCCUCUUGAUCUUCGAAGACAUUGACGCGCAGUAUCUGGAGGAAUUGGCCAUAGAGUACACCUUUGAGCCUAGAGACAUCAUUGUGGCGAUCCUUGACAAACAGGAGCGAGGUCAACAAUAUCCAAAACGAGCCAACCACUUAAAACGCAAACGCAACGAUGAUAAUGAUGAGAGCCAGGAGAUUACAGUCAAGGAUUCUAACAGCGGCAUCAAAGCGAAGAUGAAUGACCCAGCUUAUUUGAAUCGAAUGCGCUCAGCAGAGUAUAAGGAGAUGGCGACCUUUCUUAUCAGCCAGGACUUCCCUCGCGUCCCAAAAACAACUAUCAAAAGCAAAUUGUUGCUCAAUAAUGGAUCCUCUGUUUUUCGAACGUACGUGGCCAUGGAUGCUGCUGCUCGAGAUUGGAACCCAGAUCAGCCGUUAUGGCAAGAGAAAAAGUAUCCAACAAAGGUAUCGCAAGAAUACUUGGUCGACAAGAUCCACGAACUUAAUCGGGCUGGACUUUCGGACGACAAGCGUUCUGCAGUAGAUGAGUUCCUCGCUGCAAGAAAGGUCAAGUCCGAGAGAGAUGCAAGGAAAGCAGCAGAAGACGCGGAAAGAAGAAACCUAGAACAAGCUCGACAAAACGGGGAACUAGGAGAGUGUGGUUGUUGCUGUGAUGAGUUCCCACUGAACCGAAUGACGCACUGCGAAGGUGAGACAGCCCAUUGGUUUUGCCGACCGUGCAUGAAGCAGCAGGCGGAAACCACGAUUGGGUUCUCGAAGUACGAAAUAUCUUGCCUAUCAAUGGAUGGAUGCGUAGCAGGCUUCUCUGUUGCUCAAAAGAACACUUUUCUUCACAAUAAGCUUUGGAUUGCCCUAAAUCGGAUCGAAGCACUAGCAAUGCUGGAGGCGGCGGGGAUUGAGAACCUCGAAACCUGUCCUUUUUGUCCGAUGGCAAUGGAAUAUCCGCCAGUUGAGGAGAACAAGGAGUUCCGAUGCGCCGACUUUUCUUGCGGAAUCGUCAGCUGCCGGCUUUGUCGCAAGGCGACUCAUGUGCCGAAGACUUGUGCAGAAGCUGCAGCAGAAGAGGGUCAAUCUGCUAGGCACAUAGUUGAAGAGGCCAUGACUAGGGCGCUUGUUCGGGAGUGCAACCAAUGUGGCCAACCCUACGUCAAGGAAGACGGUUGUAACAAAAUAACCUGCACAAGGUGUGGCACUCUCCAAUGCUAUGUAUGUCGACAGACUGUCAAGGAUUAUUCGCAUUUCAACGACAGGACACGCGGGGGCAAAAACGGCCAGUGCCCACUCUUUGAAUUGUCAACAGAAGAGAGGCAUCAAAACGAGGUCCGCCGUGCGGAGGAGGCAAGCCGAUCACAAGUUGCCAAGGACAACCCAGAAUUGAACGAUGAGAUUCUCAAGCUCAAGGUUUCUGCUAGAGUCUUGGAUGACGAGAAGAAACGUAUGGUACCACGAGCAGGUCAAAGAAACCUCGUCCGCCCGCCGGCGCCCAAUGUCCUUGAAGCAGGUGCACUGAGGCUCGUGCGUUUUGAAGAACAAAUAGAGGAGCUGCAGCGACGUGGUAACGAACUAAGACAGCGUCGAGACGAGAUCAGACAACGCCACAAUGAAAUGAGGCAACGAAUUGAACACCAGAAUAUGCAAGCCGAAGCUCAGCGCAUGGCAGCGCGGCAAAUACACAACAACUUGCUGCAGCGCGCCCCUGCUCAAUCACAUAUCAUUGGUCCUGCACCGAAUUCACCAGUACGGCCUCAGUCGGGAUUGGUAAAUGCUCCUCAGCCUCCACAUCUUCAUCAGCCUCAACGACAGCCAGUUGCCGGUCACAAUGCCGCAAAUCCCAUAUUGUUAGGUAGUCCCCCAGCUCGAAUCGGAGUUGAGCUACGGGCGAACUUGCGCAACGACAAUAUUUUUCUGCCACUGUUCCUAGGUGGCGACCUCGAUGAAUUACGACAAGUCGACAACUAUCAACACCAUUUCUUUGAUAAUGAUAUGGACCUAGGACCGCCAAACCUUCAGGAUCGUGCCAGAGCAGUGAAUAGAAUUCAUGGUCAGAUACGCCAGAAUUUCUUGUCAGGUGGCGUACCGGUCCGUAGACGAUUACCCGAUGGUGCUGCUGGACAGAUUAGGGGUCAGCCAGUGGGACAGGCAGCACAAGCAUCCACUCAGACUAACAGGUUGAAAGAUGCCAAGGCAUAGAAAAACGCUUGUAUCAAUGAAAGGGAGCAAAGCCUAAAAGGCAAAUUUUGGCAGAGGGCAUGGCAAAUUUUCAGAAGCAAAAAAGCAAGCUAGGAUAUUCAUCACUAUCACGAGAUGCAUAGUGCCCAUUUUCAUCGCUGUUGGUCAUAGUGGGGGCCAGCG